AUGAGAGAGCAGGUGCCAGUGCUCAAUCGGUCGCCUCAGCAAGAACAGAAUCUCGAGGUGCCGGCGUUUGUCCUCGAAAUGAGCCAACUAUUCCUCGCUCUCCAUCUAGUGAAACAUGAACAUGAUCAUCUGGAAAAUCAAAACAGUCUUCACAUAUACACAUCAAUGCGCGGCGACAAUGAUCCAGAUGUUGAAUUGGAAAUUGUCCGUCCACGGGAAAGCGGCCCCCUAUGGGCUAUUCAAUAUGAAGACUCCCAGUGGUAAACGCGUCACGUUUAAUACUAGCCACUGUUUUGAAAGUACAAAUGAAAUUAACGGGUAUGGUUGGAAGAUGAGUUGGGAGACAAUGAAAAAGGACUAUCUAGUCGAUGAUAGUUUAUUUGUCAAAGCAACUGUCAAGAUUACAAAAAUGAUUGGAAUACCUAGAAAGAAGCUGAAGAGCUUUGAUGAGUCAGUUGAAGAGUUUUCCGAUGUGAUUCUUGCAGUUGAAGAUGAAAAGUUUUAUGUUCUCAAGAAGUUCCUAGCUUCUCACUCUUCAUACUUCAAAUCUCUUUUCUUUGGAAGCUUCGCGGAAGCUGAAAAAUCAGAAAUUACACUUUCCGAGAUCAACUCUGCAGGUUUUCAGUGCCUUCUGGAGGUUCUAUACGGAGAAUCUGCUAUUGAUGACGAGAACGUCGACGGAAUCCUGCAUUUGGCUCACAUGAACGAAAUGGCUUUUGUGAUUCGGAAAUGCGAAGAGUGUUUGCUCGACAAAUCGGACAGACCCAGUAGGUGUAUAUUCAAGAUUGCGAAGCAGUAUCAAUUGGAAUUUAAAGAAAUCAUGUCUAUCGAGAAUCAAAACAAUCGAUGA
Molecule: messenger RNA, 850 nt
Organism: Caenorhabditis elegans
Lineage: Eukaryota; Metazoa; Nematoda; Chromadorea; Rhabditida; Rhabditidae
Source: the annotation of a RefSeq genome assembly